This is a messenger RNA of Galleria mellonella (greater wax moth), 1729 nucleotides long. RefSeq names its product argininosuccinate lyase (gene Argl). NCBI's taxonomy places the organism in Eukaryota, Metazoa, Arthropoda, Insecta, Lepidoptera, Pyralidae. Gene Ontology annotation, molecular function: argininosuccinate lyase activity. The transcript is spliced from 8 exons. The record is from RefSeq and is a predicted model, not a curated record. Gene Ontology annotation, cellular component: cytosol. Bases 283 to 1704 code for a protein of 473 amino acids.
UGUUGAUGGUGUCCAUCAUCUGUAAAAUAGAUUAAAAUCUAAUACCAAAAAUGAAAACAAUGUGGAAUGGAACUUUCCUAACAAUUAUUUAUAGAUAAGUACUUUCAUACCACCACGGCUCAAGAUGCGGUAACCUUUGGUGACCUAACUCUCGAUAUGAAAAUAAAAUAAUAGUAGUAGAAACUCCUCUCGAUGAAUAUUACGUCUUUAUAUUCCGUUAUCUCAAGACGUACGUGUUAAUUUCAGUGAUUUAUUUGCAUAUACUUUAGAUAUAAAAUACUUAUGUCUUCAGAAAGGUAUCAACUAUGGGGUGGAUGUUUCGAAGAAGAGCCGAGCUCAGUACUGCGUAGACUAAACGACUCUCUCCCUGUGGACUUCCGAUUAUUUCACGAGGAUAUCCGCGGCAGUCAAGCAUGGGCCCACGAGCUACAUCGCAGUGGCCACCUCUCUGACGAUGACUACUACGCCAUAGAAAAUGGUUUACGCGAAGUAGAAAAAGAAAUAGAAGAAGAACUAUACAAAAAUGGUAAAUUAAACGAUACUGAGGAGGAUAUACACUCGGUGGUGGAGCGGCGACUGUGCAAACAUGCAGGUGACGCUGCCCUACGCCUACAUACCGCACGUAGCCGCAACGACCAAUCGGCGUCAGACGUCAGGCUUUGGAUGUUAAACUCCACGGGGAGACUCUAUGCUACAUUAAAAGAACUUAUUCAGGUAUUAGUAAACAGAGCAGAAAAGGAAAUUAACAUUAUCGUUCCUGGAUAUACUCAUCUUCAGCGAGCUCAACCUGUACGAUGGAGUCAAUUUCUGUUAAGUUACUUGUGGUUGUUUCGGGAUGAUAUAAUAAGACUGGAGGAGCAAAGAACACGUUUAUCGCGUUGUCCACUCGGCAGUGGAGCUAUUGCGGGCUGCGCUCUUUCAAUUGAUAGGAAGAAACUCGCUCACCACCUUGGUUUUGAUGAUAUCACUCCAAAUUCCAUGUUUGCUGUUGGGUCUAGAGAUUAUAUAGUGGAAUUUCUUAACUGGUCAUCGCUAUGCGGGUCGCACCUCAGUAGGCUAGCAGAAGACUUAAUUAUCUACGGUUCCCGGGAGUUCGGAUUUAUUUCCUUCUCCGAUCAAUUUUCUACCGGAUCUAGCUUGAUGCCUCAAAAACGAAAUCCGGACGGCUUAGAACUAGUUCGAGGAGCUUCCGGUCUCUUGCUAGGAGACAGUUUAGCAUUUAGUUGUGUACUAAAAGGAUUACCAAGUACAUACAAUAAAGAUUUGCAAUCUGAUAAGGAGCUGCUGUUUAGAUCUUACGACAAACUGACUGACUGUCUCAAGGUUAUGACUGGGACUGUCGCUACAAUGCAAGUAAAUUCCGAAAGAGCACUACAGUCGUUAGAGCCCGGAAUGCUGGCGACAGACCUUGCACAUUUGUUAGUCCGCCGCGGGGUGCCGUUUCGACGUGCACACCACUAUGUUGGGAUGGCUUUGCGUCGUGCUACCGCCCUGGGUGUAAACAUACGAGAGUUGCCUCAUCAAGAAUAUUCAGCCAUCUGUUCAGAUUUCGGAACGGAGGCAGAUCUUCAAACAGUCUUCUCUUGGGAAACGAGCGUGGAGCAAUAUACCAGCACUGGCGGAACAGCAAAAUCGGCUGUGGAAGAACAAUUGAUAUUGUUGAACUCUUGGCUACGAAAUCAUUCUUGGCCAUGUCGUUCCUAAAGAAAAGAAUAAACUUUUAAUAAUU